AUGGCGGCGUACGGCGUCGUUCUUCCUCCUGGGGGCAUCGUCUAUGGAGCAGAUACGACGAUUCUCGGCGGCGUGGUGCAACAGGGUAGCAUCGUUGGAUACGUCAUGUUCGACGUGCACAGGGUGGUGGAGCUGUCUAGCACCGUGGUGGCAUUGGUGGCAGACCUCGCAAGCUCUCCCGUGGACAAGGAGCCCCGCGAAAAUCGCGAUCGCAUUGAGAUGCCAGCAGCCGCCGCCGCCCCUCUGCCGCCGCGGGCGCUGCGGCAGCUGCAACCUAGCCAGCACUUUAAAGAGUUACAUCGUCUUCGCCAGGACCCGGUGUGCCUCGGGGCGUUCCAGCUCGGCGAUACGGUGAGGCUGCUACCGGUGUGCCUGCACCUCUACCACGUGGAGUGCAUCAAUCCAUGGCUGGACACACACUCGACCGACACUGUCCCGACGAUGGACGUCGUUAGUGACUUCUGA
This is a messenger RNA of Lolium perenne, 465 nucleotides long. The record is from RefSeq and is a predicted model, not a curated record. NCBI's taxonomy places the organism in Eukaryota, Viridiplantae, Streptophyta, Magnoliopsida, Poales, Poaceae.